CCAUGAGCCGUAGGGAAGUCGUCCUCGAGGUCGUCUCGCUGGCCGCUUUGGUGACCCGUCGCCCUCCAAAGGCCAAAGCAACCAACUAUGCAGUUAGAUAGCCGCCUUGAGUUAAUCAGAGCUAGUCUCCGUUGCGCCCUCGUCCGAUCAAAUCAUGGAGGCCGUGAGCACGAUCCUGAAGGUGGCUCAGCAGAUCGCCAAGGCGGCGGAGACGGCCCGCCGGAACAGGGCGAGAUGCCGCGAGCUCGCCGCCCGCGUGCAGAGCAUCGGGGACAGCCUCCGCCGCGACGCCUCCUCUGCCGCCGUGUCCGCCGCCGCGUCGAGGACGAGCGCGCUGGGCAGGCUCAAGGCCGCGCUGGACGACGCGCUCCAGCUCGUCGAGUCCUGCCGCCGCCGGCAGACCGGCACCGGCUGGCUGCUCGCCUUGCUCACCAGCGGCAGGACGGCCGCCAAGUUCCAGCGCGUCGAGAAGCGGAUCACUGACUGCGGCGUGGACCUCGGACUCGAGAAGCUCCUGCUCCUCGCCGCCGCCGCCGAUCGCGAUCGCCGUCCCCGCCGCCCGGGGAAGGAGAAGGGGAAGAAGAAAGACGGCGGCGGCAACAAGCAGAGCAGCAACGGCACGGACAACCGCAGCAACAAAGGGAAGAAGAAACAGAAGGACGUUGCCAAGAACGGCAACAAGAAUGGAAAUGGCGGAGCUAGCAACAAUAAGAAUAAGAACAAGGGAGCUGGCGGGCAGCAGAAAGGCAGGGGGAUUAACGCCGGCGGGAAGCUCGCGGCCGCAGCACGGGCGCCGCCGGGGCCACGCUACGUCGUGCACUCCAUGGAGGACGACCCCAAUUCCUGCUCAGUGAUGUGACCCAAGAGCAGUUCGGGCGACCGGGAGUUCCUCGAGGUGCUCCUGCUGCAAUCUUCGCUGACUAUGGUCUUCGCAUGUGAUGGGCUGGCUGGGCCGAUUUUUGUAUCUUGACGGAUAUUUAUGUACGUAUUUACGGAGAUGGGCGUUGCUCUUUUUGUUUCCGAAAAUUUCUCUGGCCUGACUUGCAAACGUAGCAGGAUUCGAUCA
Messenger RNA from Brachypodium distachyon (stiff brome), 1066 nucleotides. RefSeq lists its product as uncharacterized. The record is from RefSeq and is a predicted model, not a curated record. The transcript has 2 exons. Gene Ontology annotation, biological process: cell surface receptor signaling pathway. NCBI's taxonomy places the organism in Eukaryota, Viridiplantae, Streptophyta, Magnoliopsida, Poales, Poaceae. Bases 155 to 859 code for a protein of 234 amino acids.